AUGAUGCUCGGAUUCAGUAUUAGCGCCGCGUAUGUUACGUACAUCAAGAAGUCUCCUUCGCCAUUUUCGGCUGAUGCAGAUGUGGUCGAUUUGGAUUUCUGUUCGGCCAUCGCGGAAAACCCACCACUGCUAUCUGGUACCCUGCGAACAUAUCAACGAGCCGGGUGUGACCGGGAAUUGGUCACAUUGAGCUGCCCCCGAGGGACGAGCAUAUCGAUAGAGGUGGCUCAGUACGGACAGAGCGGUGAUGCAAAUGAGCAGAGUUUGUGUCCAGUAAGCACCGAUGACAGCAUCGAGAUCAGUCUUCCCGGAACCGAGAUCGAAAUCAAGGCACCCGAAAGCUGUACCUGGCCGAACGCUUUGCAGUAUUCGCUCCUGCAAACGGUGGUGGAAGCCUGCCAGAAAAAACGGCACUGUAAAUUUUUGGCCUCACCAAAAACUUUCGGUGGUGAUCCCUGUCCAGGCCAUCGGAAGUUCGUAGAAGUAGCUUAUAAGUGUAGACCAUAUGAAUUUCGAAGUAAAAUAGCGUGUGAAAACGAUGUUAUACAAUUAAUUUGCAAUCCCUAUUCAAGGAUUGCUAUCUAUAGCGCUAGCUUUGGGAGAACAGAGUAUGAAAGUUUGCAAUGUUCUCAGCCGCAAGGAGUAAAGGAGGAAACAUGUCUUGCAUCUUACGCCACCGAGACUGUUAUGCAAAAAUGCCACGGAAGGAGAAAAUGCACCUUGUCAGCAGACAGCACAACUUUCGGAAAACCGUGUCGUCCGGACUCGAGGAUGUAUUUAAAAGUUGUUUACACAUGUGUGCCACGGAAGGUACUAAAGGACCGGUUCGAAGCUGCACCGGAACCGGACGAACCGCUGCAGAGUGACUUAGAGCAGGAUCAUGACGACUUGUACGAUGAGGACCAGUUUUUCCGUGAAUCAGACGCUCUUCCGCCCGGGCCGGCACCGAAACUGCAAGGUGGUCCGUCCAAUAAUCGAGUGUCGGACAUUCCAGGCUACAUGGUCACCAGCAGUACGCCACCCAUGCCACCGCGCUCGAUACAAGACUACAACCAGGACAACGACUUUUCUUUCGAGGAGCACCAGGAAAAAUUCUACAUUUACCUCAUAGUGGCUGUAGCCGUCGCAAUCCUUCUCUGCUUGUCAAUAGUAGUCGGCCGCGUGGCGCUACGGAAGCGCAGAACGGUGAAGGAGAACGAUAAAUUCCAGACAUCAAACACAGGUGAAACGACGCUCCCAAAUGGUUUCACAGACGAUAUAUCGGAAAUAGAUGCGGAUAUCGAUUUGCAAACUCCGCUGCCAGUGCCAAGCGUUUCCCGGAGUGAUAGCUACGGUGCAUACACACCCUCGCCAGGACCGUACGGUAAUCUGGGACCAUCCAAUAUAUCACAUACCUCAACCACAAUGCUGGUACCACCGUGCUCGAUGGGUUCGAUGAUGAAUGCUGCACCGCCAGCUAGUUACCUGAGUGGGCCAAUUAAUAUCAUUCCUUCCCAGCUUGGGCAGAGUAUAGGUGGUAUUCGCACACCGAUGGCAGCGAUUAGCACGUUGCCUCGACAUCCGCAGCAGCAGCAUCAGCCACCGGUUUUUCUGGGAGGAGCCGGUUCGGUGAUAGGACACUCCCAGACCCUGCGACGACCGUCCAGUGAUCUUGAUGGUAACACACCCCGCAGCAUCAGCAGGGGUGCGGCGAACACACAGUUCUACUACGGGUGA
Messenger RNA from Sabethes cyaneus, 1716 nucleotides. Its product is annotated as protein eva-1 homolog C. Bases 1 to 1716 code for a protein of 571 amino acids. NCBI's taxonomy places the organism in Eukaryota, Metazoa, Arthropoda, Insecta, Diptera, Culicidae. Gene Ontology annotation, molecular function: carbohydrate binding. The record is from RefSeq and is a predicted model, not a curated record. The transcript has 10 exons.